This is a messenger RNA of Ziziphus jujuba (common jujube), 2868 nucleotides long. RefSeq lists its product as uncharacterized. The coding region runs from base 42 to 977 and encodes 311 amino acids. Gene Ontology annotation, molecular function: oxidoreductase activity, acting on the CH-CH group of donors. The transcript is spliced from 2 exons. NCBI's taxonomy places the organism in Eukaryota, Viridiplantae, Streptophyta, Magnoliopsida, Rosales, Rhamnaceae. Gene Ontology annotation, biological process: lipid metabolic process. The record is from RefSeq and is a predicted model, not a curated record.
GUUUGCCGAGAAAAGUGACUUGUUCAAAGCAUUUAAAGCAGAUGUGUGGCACAUAUUACUCCAACUCUGCAGCUCUGCUAUCAUCACAAGUCGCCUUCUUCUUCGUUCCUCAUACACACACACAAACAAAAAGAAGAAAAAGAAAAAACAAAGCCAUGGCAGUAGUAGCCUCCACAUUGCUAGGAUUUAUGUUCCCACCUCCUCCUUCUCUUUUCAUCAACACCAUGUCUGUAAUCAGUGCAACUUCAUUAGCUGUUUCUGGGUUAUCUGAGAUCAGAGGCAAACACUUGCAAUAUUCCAAAUUCUGGGAUGUUUCUCAUCCUCAAAACCCGCAACCCAAAAACCAAAUUAAGCUUUCAAGCAGAACUGGGAUGCUUUUGCUUUACACUCCUGCCUUCCUUGCUGCUUUCUCAUCCUUCCUGUUUUUCCCCAUUAAUGGUGGUGAUAUCAGAUUCCUCCUCCUCAGUUCUGCUUUAGCCCUCCAUUUCUUCAAGAGGGAUUUUGAGGUUCUGUUUGUUCACAGAUAUAGUGGUGGGAUGGUUCUUGACAGUGUCAUUGUUAUAACCCUAAGUUAUUUCUUAUCCACUGUAAGCAUGAUUUAUGCACAGAAUCUAACACAAGGGCUUCCUGAUCCACCAAUUGAUUUAAAGUACCCUGGAGUUGUGCUUUUUCUAGUAGGGAUGUUUGGGAAUUUCUACCACCAUUACCUUCUUUCUCAACUAAGAGGAAAGGGUGAGAAAGAGUAUAAGAUUCCCAAAGGUGGUCUAUUUGGGCUUGUUAUUUGCCCACACUACCUGUUUGAGAUAAUGAUUUUUGUUGGGGUGUCAUUUAUUUCUCAGACACUCUAUGCAUUCUCAUUCACAGCAGGAACAAUUUUCUACUUGAUGGGAAGGAGUUAUGCCACUAGGAGAUGGUACCUUUCCAAAUUUGAAGCCUUCCCUCAACAUGUCAAGGCUCUCGUUCCAUUUGUCUUUUAAACAUGUAUGUAUAUGUAUAUAUAUGUGUGUGUGUGUGUGUGUAUCAUCUAAAACCAUAAUUCUGUAAAGGGUUGAAGAUGAAAGAACUGUUGUUGCUGUCCUUUUUUCUUUUCUUUUUUUGUGUUUGCGUUGGGGUGGGGGUGGGGGUGGGGGCGGGGAGGGAAGGGGUUUGUUUUUUCUUUGGUCAAAGAAGGGAAGGAUUGCAUAACUGUAGCUUUCAAUAAUUGUGGUGGAAACAAACAAUUUUUUUGAAUUUAAGAAAAGGAAACCAGUUGUGAUAAUAAUUAAAACUUUAGACUUUGUGGUCACUGACAAAGUUUCUUGGCUGAUUAAGUUGCUUCCAAUGUGUAAGAUCGUUAUAUAGACGACUCUUGUUUUGGGUCUGCAUAUGAAAAUUGCAAAUCAUAUACAUGGUCAUUCUUUAUUAUGAGUGUAUAUGCGUGUGCGUGUGUGUGUGUGUGUGUGUGUGUGUGUGUGUGUGUGCAUUCUUUAUUAUGAGUGUAUAUGCGUGUGUGUGUGUGUACGCUACUCUUGGUUUUUUUGGCUGAAAGUGGGGUGUUAUAAAACCAAAAGGAGCAAACAUACAUACAAUCAUGUUGCUAAUGAAUCAGGUCAUGGUGAUACUACUACUUUCCUGGUUCAUUGUAGAUACAAAAAGAUUGGAAAUGUUAGAAGGAGACACCGAGCCUAAUCUUACAUUUACAAGAGUCCAGCGGGCAACCAUAUGAGCCAACCCAUUGUUUUGCCUCGGUGUCCACUGAAAAGAGAUUGAAUCAAAAAAAGGUGAUCAGCUCCCUGAUAUUCCUAAUGAAGCUAACAGCUGUCCAAUGAGUAGACUUUCCCGGAUCCUUCACACUUUCGAUAACUGAUUUGGCAUCGCUUUCGCAGCAUACUUUAGUGAAACCUUCUUCAAGUGCCAAGCUGACAGCUUUAUAUAACGCAGCCGCUUCAGCAGCUUCAGGAUUAUCCAUUCUUUCCUAAAAGCUUGAAUUUUUAUCACUUUGCCAGUAUGACUUCUAGCAACUAAACCAGGCCCUGCAUGCCCCUUUCCUAAGGAGGCAUCAGUGUUAAUCUUGAUAGUUCCCACAGGAGGCUUGCACCAAGAGGAGAUCACUCUCUGCUCAGCUCUAGGGGAUCAAGCCAAAACUGAGGCUAUAAACUCAUUAUAUCUACCAUACAACAGCUUUACUUGUUCCUCAAGGCAGCAAUUAACUCCUUCAAAAAGUAGUUUAUUCCUCGCGUCCCAUAUCGUCAUUAAGAUAAGAGCUGCAAAGAGGAAAAAAUUGCUUCUAUCACUGGAAUGAACUGGAAGCCUAUCCUCCGGAUUAGAUAAACGAUCAAAAUAGGAUUCCAAACCAUUAGGUUGAUCUUCGCUCCAUCUGAUGCUCCAAGGGGAAGGCAACCACAGAGCUCUGGCCACAUGACACUGGAAGAAGAGAUGGAUUUCAUCCUCGGUUCUGGGCUGUGCAUAUGACAAUUGCAAAUAACAUACUUGGUCAUUCUAUAUUAUGUGUGUGUGUGUGUGUGUGUGUGUGUGUGUGUUUGGCCAUUUUUUAUUAUAUGUGGAUGUGUGCGCCUGUAUGUAUGUUUGGUCAUUCUUUAUUGUGUCAGUGUGUGCGCGUGCGGAAAUAGUGAUUGAAAUACGGCGUUGAAAAACAUUGUGUAUAUGUGUGUGGAAAUAGUGUUUGAAAAACAGAGUUGAAAAACAGUGUGUUAUGGAAAUAGUGUUUGAAAACAGAGUGGGGGUGGAAUGAGAAAUUUUGGGGGUGGUCUUGCCUGCUAGUGACUGAAAAAUGACAUACUGAAUGGAACAUGUAUAGAAAGUCAAUAAAGGUAGCAACAAACUAUUGGUAGAGUAAGUUUGCGAAGAAGUUGAGAUUCUUGUGUUAAA